AUGGAGAGAAAGGCUGAGAAACCAAGUGAGAUCCCCGGUAAAGGUAGAGGUGUGGUUCUUUCUGAAAUACCGCCUGAGACUACCACCGAGCUACACGGUGUUGAUGAGGCUCUUUUUGGAGGCAGAGAUGAUAUGAUUGGAUCAGGACACCAAAGUAGAAAGAUGGCUAGUGUCAUUGUCUCUCCACCUCUACGGACAGCAAAUAUGGAAGAUAACGUCACAAUACGUAGUAGAAGUGCAACUAGAUCAUUGUCUUUUGCGAAUGUCGACUCAGUAGAUGAAGGGGAGCAAGUCAUUGGUGCUCUAGAUGAUAUGGAUAAAAAUGAAACAAAUGAUGCAACGAAAAUGACUCAUGAGGAUUAUGAUGAUGCUGAUGAUGAUCUUUUGGGUGAGGAGUUUAUGGAGGGACGAAGCCGGGAUUCCUCCAUCGAGGAUCCCCCAGGUUGA
This is a messenger RNA of Eruca vesicaria subsp. sativa (arugula), 447 nucleotides long. The record is from the annotation of a GenBank genome assembly. NCBI's taxonomy places the organism in Eukaryota, Viridiplantae, Streptophyta, Magnoliopsida, Brassicales, Brassicaceae.